Molecule: messenger RNA, 9013 nt
Organism: Pseudopipra pipra
Lineage: Eukaryota; Metazoa; Chordata; Aves; Passeriformes; Pipridae
Gene: ZNF384
Product: zinc finger protein 384
Exons: 12
Coding region: 536-2176 (546 amino acids)
Biological process (GO): regulation of transcription by RNA polymerase II
Cellular component (GO): nucleus; PcG protein complex; chromatin
Molecular function (GO): DNA-binding transcription factor activity, RNA polymerase II-specific; RNA polymerase II cis-regulatory region sequence-specific DNA binding
Source: RefSeq, a predicted model, not a curated record
CGCCGGCGCCCUCCGCGCUUCCGGUAAGCGCGCGCGCGCCCGGCCCCCGCCCCGGCCCCCGCCCGCGGGGACCCGCCGGUGCCCCCGCAGAGGGCAGCUCUGCCCCGGGCUGCCGCCGCUCCGCUUCCACACGAAACUGCCGAUGACGCCGUUCCGCUCCGUUCGGCGACCCGGAAGCACCGAGGCGCGCACCGCCCCCUGACCCGGAAGCACCCCGCCGCUGCUCUUUCCGGUGAGGAGGCCGCCGCCGCCGCCGGAGCCGGGUCGGGGCCGCUGCUGGGGGGGAGCCCGAGCCGGCCCUGGAAGGAGGAGAAAUGCAAGAGGAGGGAGAGUGAGAGGGGAGGGUACGUUGACAUCUGUCUGAUACUAGACUGGUGAAUAGGAAGAAGGUCCCAUCUCUGGCCUGUUUGUGGAAGCUGGGAUGAUGAAGGCACUGCAGUGGGAACGUGCUGUGGUACAGGGUUGAAGCUCCAGCCCAUGUCUGGUAGUUAUAGAGCAAUUGGAAGGGUUACGUGCAGAGUUCUGGUAAACUAGGAUGGAAGAAUCUCAUUUCAACUCCUCCCCGUACUUCUGGCCAGCAGUGCCCACUGUCUCGGGACAGAUUGAGAACACCAUGUUUAUUAACAAGAUGAAGGAGCAGCUAUUGCCCACAGAGAAGGGCUGCAGCCUGGCUCCCCCCCACUACCCUGCCUUGCUGACAGUACCCACCUCUGUGGCCCUGCCCACUGGCAUCUCCAUGGACUCGGACACCAAGCCAGAGCAGCUGACACCACACAGCCAAGCCCCUGUGACUCAGAACAUCACCGUGGUACCAGUGCAGUCUGCUGGGCUCAUGACAGCAGGUCCUGGUCUGGUGAUAACUUCCCCGUCAGGUUCCCUGGUGACCACAGCCGCCUCUGCCCAAACCUUUCCCAUCUCAGCUCCCAUGAUUGUCUCUGCACUACCCCCUGGCUCCCAGGCAGCCCUCCAGGUGGUUCCAGACCUGUCCAAGAAAGGGACAACUGCCCUCACUGAAGGUGGUGGGGGUGGUGGGGGUGGGGGAAUUGCCCCCAAACCACCCCGGGGCCGGAAGAAGAAACGAUUGCAGGAGUCAGGGCUGCCAGAGAUGAGCGACCCUUUUGUGCUGACAAACGAAGAUGAUGAGGACCAGCACAAGGAUGGCAAGACAUACAGUGGUUCCGUGAGCAGCGGAACUAAUGAAGCCUGGUUUCCAGCGGCUCUCUCCUGUGUGGAUUCUCUGAUGUCUAAUCAAGGGUGCCGGAUGUGUUCGCUGACCUUCUACUCCAAGUCGGAGAUGCAGAUCCACUCCAAGUCCCAUACGGAGACAAAGCCACACAAGUGUCCUCACUGCUCCAAGAGCUUCGCCAACAGCUCCUACCUGGCCCAGCACAUUCGCAUCCAUUCAGGGGCCAAGCCCUACACGUGCAGCUACUGCCAGAAGGCCUUCCGCCAGCUCUCCCACCUGCAGCAGCACACACGGAUCCACUCCAAGCUCCACACGGCGAUUGUCAAGCCGCACAAGUGUCCUCACUGCUCCAAGAGCUUCGCCAACACAUCCUACCUGGCCCAGCACCUCCGCAUCCACUCGGGGGCCAAGCCCUACACCUGCCGCUACUGCCAGAAGGCCUUCCGCCAGCUCUCCCACCUGCAGCAGCACACACGUAUCCACACUGGGGACCGACCCUACAAAUGUGCUCACCCUGGGUGUGAAAAGGCUUUCACCCAGCUUUCCAACCUGCAGUCCCACAGACGGCAGCACAACAAAGACAAACCUUUCAAGUGCCACAACUGCCACCGUGCGUACACGGAUGCUGCCUCAUUGGAGGUACACCUGGCUACGCACACGGUGAAACACGCCAAGGUCUACACCUGCUCCAUCUGCAGCCGGGCCUACACCUCGGAGACGUACCUGAUGAAGCACAUGCGGAAACACAACAUCCCUGACCCCCAGCAGCAGGUGGUUCAGGCACAAGCCCAGGCCUCGCAGCAGCAGCAGCACUUCCAGCCGCAGGGCGGGGGGGCAGCAGGGGGCCCUUCUGGAGACACUAACCAACCCAAUCCUCCCCCCCAGUGCUCCUUUGACCUGACUCCUUACAAGACUUCAGAGCAUCACAAGGACAUCUGCCUCACUGUCAGCACCAGCGCCAUCCAAGUGGAGCACCUCUCCAGCUCCUAGAGAGACCUCAACCCAGGGAGCAGAACGCCUCUUGUGCAUAGCCUGUGCCCAGGGGCACCGCCUGUGCAGCGGCCCUCCUUGUGCAACAGUCUCCGGCCUCUCCUCCUGCAACAGCCUCUUCUGGCCGUGUAACCCUGUUCAUGGCAGCCCCUUGAACAACAGCCUGUCUCAAGGGGGUGCUCCUUCUGUGCAACAGCCUGCCUGGUAGGAGGAUGCUUCCUUGUGCAAGAGCCCCUUUCCUGUGCUGGGAUCACUUCCUCAUGCAAGAGCCCCUCCUUUCAAACCCAAAGAAAGGCCCCUGUUUUGCCUUCUCUCUCACUGUAGGAUGCGUAUGAAGGGGGGUUGCGUGUUGAGACACACGGUGGAUAGGAUGGAGAGACGGCCCUUGUACAUACAGGGGCUUGGACACGUUUUCAGCAGGCCACAGAAGAAUGUGGCAGGGUUCACAGCUGGAUGGGGUUCUCUGAGGAUUGCCUUGAGUGUCUAAGAGAGAAAUAUCCAUUCCUGUCCUUCCUGCUUGAGAAAGGGAGGAGGGGUCGCUCGUCCUGCCCCAAGGACUGGAUGGGAGAAACCUUCUCCCCAGUGGAAGGUGAGACCAGUGGAGGGGGGAGAGGUGAGGCAUGUUCUCUGAGACGGACAGGUGCCUGCACUGCUCAAGGGCUGUGGAGUAUUGCAUUCUUUCUCCUCCCCUGGUGGAGAGCAAUAGAGGGAAGUCUGUCUGAACUGGCUGCUCCCUCUCUCUCCCAGCUGUCUGAGCAGCAUGAUGGCCAAGGCCCCGUAGGAAUGUGGGUUCCUGCUCAUUGCUCUUCCUGCCUGUUGUGGAUGAUAUCCUAGCAGCUUGUACUCCUCCUCUCCCUCCUGCUUUUCCUCCCACCUCCUCAGAAAAGCCUGCAGGCAUCAACAACAAACCAAAAAGCAACUAGAGGGGGGUAAGAGACUGCCAAAAUAAUCAUCACCCUUCUCUCUGCUCCCUUUCCUGUAAGGUGGAAAUGACAGCAGUUCUGGCACUCACACACCUGUCCUGCCCUCAGUUUCCCAAAGGGAAAGAGGAGGAGGAGGAGGAGGAGGAGGAAUAGACCAGUCUUUUCAAGGAGCCAGCAGGAGGCAGGGAAAGGCUAGCUUCUCCUGCUCACCUCCCGCCAGAGUGUUCUCCCAGGCUCCCUCUUGCCAAGACGGGCUGGACUCACACGGCAGUGGUGGCCUCUUCUGGACCCUGGUCAUGGGAGAGAAUCCCCAAAAGGUGGACAGUGGAGAGAAGGGGAUGAAGAUCCCCACAGAGAGACCAAUCUAAUGAGAAGGGGGAGCCAACAAGAAUAAACUGAAGGCCCCUUGAAUUUAUAUAUAUAUAUAUAUAUAAAUAUCUAUUCCCCACCCCUGGCCCGCUCUGUCCUUGCUGUAACUGUUUCUAUCUCUGUGUUUAUAAAACGCAUUAUCCUGGCGAAUUUUUAUUUUCAAUCUUCGUUUGUUUUUCCCUUUCUCUUCGUCUUCAAUUCUUCUUCCCCCCUUUUUUUUUAUUGGUCCACAUGACUGCUAGUCUUGUGUGUCACUUGUUAGUUUCUUUGGAUCAUGGAGGCUGACUCGGAAGAGAUUGAGAAGGCAAGGGAAAAAGCAUGUUGUUGGGUUUUAAAAUCAGUCACCCACCCAAAAGCAUAUAGAAUCCCAGACUUCUGUAUGAACAACCAAUAGGGGCUUCUUAUUUUUUUUUAACCACCCUGUAUGGAAAUAAAUUGGUGUAAAAGGCUUCUUGAAGGUGCUGCUGUGAGCACCCUGCCCCUGUGACGUGUGUUCCUUCCCCCUGCACCAGACCACUGCACGAGCAUCUUGCUGCCGUGAGUCCCGAGCGGCUGUGUGGGUGGAUGCAAGGGCAGCACAUCCCUGCCUUUGGGCAGUUUGCACAAGGAAAGCAAGGAGCUCUGCACCUGUGGAGCCUGUGGCAGAAACCUUUUUCUCUGUGUUUAGUCAGCAGGGUUGGCUGUGAACAGUUGGAGUGUUUUGUAGAUGUGUAGGUUAGGCUAUAAGAAGCUGUCUGACUUGCCUCCUGCGCUUCACAGGUGACAUUUCAAUCCAUUUAUCCUGUAGUGCGCACCAAGAACUAAUGGGUAUUUAAACUAUGUGUUGACAAAAUCUAUUGGCUUGAUUUUUGAGGCACUGGGACACAGAAUCCCUUCCAUUGGUAGCCUGCUGCAAGGGCUUCGUGUUCUUGCUGUUUAAAUAUUUCUGCCAGAUUUCUCCUUGCUUUGGCUUCUGGUCACUAGUUCUGAAUACAUGCAUCCUGCUGGUUCAGAGAGCCUGAGCACAGUGGUGCUUUUUCCCCUGGACUGGUAUUUAAACACUCUAGUGUCUCUUCUCAGUCCACUUUUUAACAAGCUAAAUAGAUGAAACUCUGUAAACCUUCCACUGUAAGGGAUUUCCUCCAGCCCAUAAAUUAUUCUUGUCUUUUCUUUCUACAUCUUGUCAAAUUUUUCAGUAUCUUAUAAAAAUGUUCCUUUUGGAUUUGAGUGUUGGAAGCCCCAAUGCCAUGGACGAGGUCCCUUAGCCUUAAGUCUGCAGAGGAUUGUGUUUGCCCAGUACUCACAUUGGCUGCUUGUCUGGUGUGACUCCUCAGUCAUCUGAAGUCUCGGCUUUCAUGAUAGUGUUUCCCCCUUUCUACAGGUAUGGUCUGAGUUCUUAUUCCCUAGAUGCUUCACGUGAGGCUGUGUCCAAGUCCAGUUUGUGUGAAUGGACCUGGCUGAGUGAUGGACCAGGCUACUCACUGCUUUCCCAGUUCUGUGACCCACAAACUGUAUCAGUUAUUUUUUACUUUUAGAUCCGGGUUGAAAUGCUGCAUUGCAUAUGACCUACGCUAACUUGAAAAGCAUCAUUGAGUGCAACUUUUUAUUAGCUUGUUUUUGAGACUUGCAGGCUAGGCAUUUCUUAAUCCUCUUAGUAUGUGAUUAUGUACAGUAAAUCUUUCUGACUUAUGGUGCUAGGUCAAUGCCUUAUAAAAAUUUAAGUAUGUUGCACCUAUGCAGUCCCCUUUGUUAAACCAAAUGUAUAAUGAUGGCAUCUAAGAAUGAAAUUAGGGUUUGGGUUUUUUCUUAUUUUACUACAAAAUCUCUUAUUUCAUAAAAUCCUUGGGUUAUAGACUUUAUUUUUUCAUUCACUAAUUCUUCAUCUCAACAGCUUUUCCAUAAUUUUAACACUGAGUCAUUUCAUUUGCCUUUUGGGAAUACUGCCGUGAGUGUCUUUUAAGGUAUUUCUCUAAUAUCCCAACUUUAAUUAAAAUGAGAAUCAAUGGGCUAGAGAGCUUGUUAGUGAACUCCUUUAGGACUCCUGUUUCUUUGCUGACUUCAAAUGCAUAUCCCUAGUAGAGGUUGUCUCAUCUCCUACUUUGAUACUAAGGUACUAGAUAGAAGUUGCUAUUUUCAUUUGACUGCCACAUCCUAUUCCUUUCUUUAUAUUUGUUGACUGAUUUCCGCUAUUCUAUGUCACUAGCAUUUUCACCAUUUUCAUCUAGCAUGGAUCAGUACUAUUAGUAAGAUUUCUUUGUUAAUUUAAAAGAGAAAAAAAUCCUGUUAUGACUAGUUUUGCUAGCCACAAAGUUUUACUUAUUUUAUAAUGUCUAACUUGUGUCAGUUGCUGUCUGACCUUCAUCUUUUCCAUCUGUUGUGUUUCAGUUUGAUUUUCUUUAAAUUGUUUCUUGCUCACAGACUUUCUCACUGAACCCAGGAUGAGCUUUUACCAGAAGGUUUCCUCUUUUUCAUUGUGAAAUUAGGGCCUUUUGGCCACAUGGAAGAUUUUCCUCACAGGGGAGUUUAAUUCACAUUUCUCUGCCUUAUUUCUUUUUUUUUUUCCUCAUGGACAACUCAGUUUAUAGUUUUGCUCACCCUGGAAGUUAGCACAGACUCAGCACAAGUUUAUUACUACUUGUGGCUCUCUUCUCCAUGUCCGUAUUCCAUAUGAACAGGACAAAACUGCCAGUUUCACUCAAGUUAUCUCAUAUGCAUCACCUUGAAGUCUGAAAAAUUGACUUGGCUUGGGUGCAGUGUCUUGUAUUAAGUUGGGAAGGUUUUAAAAGUCGGAAUUAUACUUUGCCGACUGGUUGAAUUCCCAGGGGAAUGGCUCACAAGUUAAAAUUCCUUGCAGACAUUUUUUGGUUUAUAUGUUAAAGGUGCUUGAAAUUGCCUUUCCAGGCCCCUGGUUUGCUGUGUUGUUUUCUCAUGUCUGCUAUCCUUCCCCUUCUUGGAAUCUGCUACCUAGCAUGGGGAUCCAUAUGUAUUUAAGGCUGUACAAUUCCUGUGUUACCAGUCAUUUCAAAGAUAUUAUUCCUUGUGUGUUUGCAGCUUGUUGCUGUACCUAUAGCUUUUACUGUUGCCCAGGAAGAACCUAAUUAUUUCUUACUAAGGGACUUCCCAUUGAGUUUCAGAAAUGCCACUUUAUUCCAGGCCUCUUUUUUUCUUAUCAAUAAGAAUGUCCUCUGUUUACCCUGAGUCCUGUUGCUGAUGUGGAAAUAAUUGGAGAUACCUUACUCUCAUUAUCUUUGUCACUUAUUUGAGUUUGGAUUAGAUCUUUGGAUUCCCAAGGUUGUUUAACAUUGUCAAAGUGGUUCAGGUAGUUUAAAAAGGAGAGUUGCUACCUGCAAGACACAAAAUCUAACAACUUGUACAAAAUCCUACCCUGUUGAGAUGCAGCCUGAGGUUCUGCAGCUUUUCAGCUUUGUGCACUCAAGCCAACGAUGGUUCAACUAUUUACCUCCCACUCACAAGUGGAAGAUUCUCUUAACAAGAUCCUAUGGUCCUUCCUCUUAGCUCCCUGAAUUCUUUGACCCUGCAUUUUCAUUGUGAUGCCAAUGCAUUUGUUUCUGUAUGUCUUAUCCAAGAAGACUUGACAAUGACUCUGCAGUUCUGUGUUAGGUUGCAUCCUGUGUCUUUGCUGGAAGGCAGUAGCACUUUUUCUUCUUGUCCUUUUCUGAGCUGAUUGUCUGUUCUUAGCUGGAUUUUACAAAUUAUCAUUGCUUUAAAAGGAAACAUCAUGUAGGCUGGAAAUCAUUUAGAAAAGUCACCCACAAACAGUAACUGAAUCUUAGCUGUGACUAAUGAUAGUAUUGCUGGUCUAUAAUUCAGUUAAAUCUUCAAGAAAGAUUUAAGACUUUCAUAAUUUAAAGCCUUAUGGUUAAUCAACCAUAUCCUUUAUUAGAGUUUUUCUGUUGGUUAUCACUGCCAUUAAAACUGCCAUUCUGUUUUACUACUAUUUUUUUUUAAUCCAUAGGGUCUUGUUAUGCCUUUGUUCAGUACAUUAAAGUCUUCUUCUAUAAGAAGUCUUUCUUCUUCUGUAAUGAAUUAUAGACCAUGAUCAAGUCACUGCUUUCAUUCUUCCAAACAGCUAAAUUAAAUUGAGUUGGUUUAGGUUUCUCACAUUAAGGCUUGGCUCCAUCAUGUAUUUCUUACCUGUUGCCUUUCUUUUCCCUUUCAGUUACCAGGUUUUGUAGUGUUCACUUCAAGUCUUGCUACAUUAGACCUAGAUGGUUGUCUUGAGCCACCAAACUUACAAUGCCAUACAAGGAUGUCUAGUUCUUUUAAUAAGAUCUUUUUCUUUAAAUUCAAACCAAGAGCAUUAUGCUUCUUUUCUUAGCUGAGUGCAACCCCUAUCAAUUACACUGUGAUUUUGCCACAUCAGUGUUAGGUUAACUGCCUUACAGCAACCUGGAUGAGCCCAUUUGCUUUUCAAAUACUUUUAAAGUAUUUGCUGGUCUUCUGGAACACGUUCAGAGCUUCAAAGUUGUUUGGAAAAGAAAGCCCAUUGCUUCCAUCUGCUUGCCAGAUAAAUCUUUUCAAAUUACAGAUUGUCAGUUUCUAGCUAUGCAACUUUUAGGAUGUUUUAUUUAAUGGGUAGAACUAAAGAUCUUCCUAAAUCUUAUUGGCAAUAGGUAAUAUUUCAUUACCUCACAGAUAUGUCUACAUCAUCCAACUUUCUUCCUAAUAUAGAAUAUAAUUAUGAGAUUCUGCCUGUCUUCUAUAUUUUUAUUGAUUAUUUUAUCAUCUUUAUAUCAUCUAAAGGAUAUAUAUCAUGUUUAGGAUUUUCUUCUAAUAUUUUGCAGGUAAUGUACCUGAAAGCUGCCCAAGUUUACUAGUGCAGUUUCAGAACAUAGAAUGAAAUUGCUCUGUACACUUUCUUAACUACAAGAUAGGUACCUGUUCAAUCGUCAUUUCAGGUACAACAGAUUAAAUUUGUGUGCAUGGUUUCUUGUUUCUGUGUAGUAGAACACCAAAGUACUAGAGAGAUGUAGUAACUUGGUCCAACAAACAUUUCGAUUUCAUGUAGUGUCUGUGUAAUGAAUGGAAAAAAAAAAUGGAAGAAAUCGUGACACCAAAGAACUAGAGUCUAUGCCUAGUUUUGCUGCUGAAUUAGGAUAUGUUAUUGAAACAUGGAUACAGGUAUAAUCUGUGGCCUUUGGCAUACUCUUUCAUUUGUAAAGCUGAUUAACCACCUUGCGGGCAAGUGCUGCAGAUCAAUCCUUUGCUAUUUGUGAGAAUGAAGUGUGGGUACAUCCAGUGUUUCCUGAAGACAGGAAAUGCAGAGCAGGGACCUCUGAACUGAGAAUGUUAAAGAGUGAGAAGAGCCGAAUGUACCUCUACAGCAAAAAGGGAACCAAACAAGAGUGUGAAGCUGUAGGCCCUCCUGUUGGGUGAUGCAUAAGGAUCCCUCUCAAGCACUGGCCUUCACCUCCUAGUCCUUGGACAACGUUUAAGAGGUCUCUAAGGUAACUGAAAAGCUGGAGGCUUGAAUUUGGUAUGCAGAUGUUUACAUUUCCAAGGGAAAACACAGGCAUCUGUAGAUCAAUAAAGGUUGAGAACCACU